UUUUUUUUUUUUUUUUGUUGAUGGAUUAUGAUAGGUUAGGUGGGAUUUUAGUUAUUAUGGAAAAGGGAUUAAAAUCUGUCCUGGUGUAUUUCUUGAUUUACUUUCAUGGGUUUGAAUGGUUUGUUGAUUCUCAUGGACCCAAAAAAUUUGAAUUUUUAAAGCUCAAUCGUUAAUGGUUUAUGGAAAAUUUGCUUCCUUGAGUUUUGCAAGUUGCUUUCUGCAUUUCAAUCCUUCUUCUUUUAUCCAGCUGAAGAAGAAGACAGUAAAGUUUGGUUGAGGAAAUCUGUGGGUGUAGCAAUUUGUUUUAGGGUUUCAAGUUUUGAAUUACUGGGAUAAAGAAGCCAAAAGGUAAAAUAAAUGGAAGAAGAUAGUUCUUGGAUUAGGAGGACAAAGUUUUCACAUACGGUAUGUCAUCGUUUAGAUUCUUCAAGAUUGGUGUCUUUUCCUUUAUCCAUUCCGUCUGAGAGAAAUGCUGGGCUGAAAUCAAGGCCUGGAAAGUCCUCUCCUUAUCAGAAAUCCGUUUCCUUUCCCACUCAGAGAUCAUCAGUUACUAGUGAUUUUCAGAUUCAGCGAAAUCCAAUCACCAACAAGCAGAGAUCUUUAUCUCCUUUGCCUGAAACGACCCUUUCUGAUACUUUUAAGGAAGCAAGGUUUGAUAGGAAGAGAUUUUCAACUCCACAUCCUCGCAGGAAAGAUCACGAUAAGGGAAUCAUGGGAAAGUUUUUCCACAAGGAAUCAUCGGAAACCAAGUCGACUAAUACUUCAUCAAAUUCAAGCCCUCUUUUGCACUUGAAAGGUCAUGAAAAAUCGAAGGGCAAGAAGGAUUCUGCCUGGACAAAGUAUUUUGACCAUGCUGGAGGUAGAGUUAAUGCCGUGGAAGCGGCUGAUGAAUUUAGUGUGGAUAUGUCCCAGCUGUUUUUGGGGCUCAGGUUUGCUCAUGGAGCACAUAGCAGGCUUUACCAUGGUGUAUACAAGGAUGAGCCUGUUGCAGUUAAAAUUAUCAGAGCACCCGAUGAUGAUGAAAAUGGAACUUUAGCCCUUAGAUUAAAGAAUCAAUACGACAGAGAAGUCACGCUUUUAUCUCGCCUUCACCAUCCUAAUGUCAUAAGGUUUGUUGCAGCAUGCAAAAAGCCAGCAGUUUAUUGUGUCAUAACAGAAUAUUUAUCAGAAGGUUCCUUGAGGGCAUACUUGCACAAGCUUGAACAUAAGUUGCUCCCCUUGCCGAAGCUUAUUGCAAUUGCUCUGGACAUUGCUCGUGGAAUGGAAUAUAUACAUUCUCAAGGUGUCAUUCAUCGAGAUCUUAAGCCUGAGAAUGUUCUCAUUGAUCAAGAGUUUCAUUUAAAGAUUGCUGAUUUUGGUAUAGCUUGUGAGGAGGCAUAUUGUGAUGCAUUAGCUGAUGACCCAGGAACUUAUAGAUGGAUGGCACCUGAGAUGAUAAAAAAGAAAUCCUAUGGGAGAAGGGUCGAUGUGUAUAGUUUUGGGCUCAUUUUAUGGGAAAUGGUGGCAGGAACAAUUCCCUAUGAAGAUAUGAAUCCCAUACAAGCUGCUUUUGCCGUAGUAAACAAGAAUUUGAGACCUGUUGUACCACGGGACUGCCCUCCUGCCAUGAGAGCCUUAAUUGAGCAAUGCUGGUCCUUGCAACCUGAGAAGAGGCCCGAAUUUUGGCAAAUCGUGAAGGUAUUAGAGGAAUUUGAGUCUUCGCUUGCCCGUGAUGGGACUCUAAAUUUGGUACAAAACCCAACUUUCCAAGAUCACAAGAAAGGUCUUCUUCAUUGGAUUCAAAAGCUUGGUCCCGUGCACCCUAGUGGCUCCCCCACCCCUACCCCUAAACCUAAAUUCACAUGAGUUUCUCUUAUGGCUUUUGUAGUGCACCAGGUUACUUGUAAUUAAAAGGUUUGUUUCGUAAGCCUCGUUAUUUGUACUCUUCUAUGUCACAUUCAUGUGACAGUGAAUUAAUAGAUUGGUAGGCAUCCAUUGAGGUGAAAAAGAUGUCUUCCCUUCACAGAUAUACAUACACACAUCAAAUUGUUACAUUUUUGGGUAUUUUGAAAAUUGUAAAAGCACUCGGAGAUGGAAAAAAAGAAAGUUCUUUUUGAGAAAUCUAGAAAGCUGAUAUGGCUCUCCUAA
This is a messenger RNA of Jatropha curcas, 2127 nucleotides long. Its product is annotated as Protein kinase superfamily protein. The record is from RefSeq and is a predicted model, not a curated record. Gene Ontology annotation, biological process: protein phosphorylation. Gene Ontology annotation, molecular function: protein serine/threonine kinase activity; ATP binding. NCBI's taxonomy places the organism in Eukaryota, Viridiplantae, Streptophyta, Magnoliopsida, Malpighiales, Euphorbiaceae.